GCCUGUUUAUCUUCACAUGCCGAGAGUUUCUUCUCUUUAUUCCAACAGACGAGUGGAGAAGCUCACCGAACGGUGUGACCCAUGGGCGAAGACGACCAACAAUCCUGUCAGGAUGGCCUGCUCGAGCCGACACUAUCGACUUUGAGUGGAGGAACAAACUUAUCAGAUCUUGGCAUAUGCAACAUAAACUUGGCUCCGGUAUUAGCAUCGCUACUGGUUGCCUACUCACACAUGCAGACAAUUGCGAUUCUGGAUCGAUUGCUCGCUCGGAUCCGAACCGGCUAUUCGCCACCCUUCACUCUCGUUGGAGGAAUACACAUAAUAAGGCCUAUCGGCUGCUGCCUGUGCUGCAGAUCGUCCUACCUGCCACGCUUAUAUUUAUUUCACCGUGCAACGUUUGUCCCUUGAUCCCAAUCGAUAAGCAGUAGAGAUGUAUACAAACACUCUUCGUCUUCUUGCAGGCCUUUCAUGGUUAGCUGCUGCUCCUCUCGCACGCGCUGAUGACGACGCGGAAGUACACGGUGAGGGAGAUGAGGGCACCAUCAUGGGCCCUGUAGCUUUCCUGUGGCCAGAUGACCGCCCAUGGAGUGCUACAUACGACAACAUCGGACCAUGUGGUAGCUCUUCCGGUGUAUCAAAUAGGACCAUCUACCCUUUGACCCAGGGUGAAGUUGCACUGUCUAUCGCUGAUGAUGCAUGGAAUGUCGCAUUCUACAUGGCUUUCGACAGCGACCCUGAAACCCAAAGUGACUUCACCGAGCAGGUUGUCAGCAACAUCACAAGGAUCGAGGCUGGGCACCAGUGCUACAAAAUCGCCUCGAUCCCCAGCAGCGUAACCGCUGGCACGAAUGCUACCAUCCAACUGGAAUACUGGUCCGACUAUGCCGGCGAGAAUAAUGGCAAGAACGAGACCUUCUAUGCUUGCGCAGACAUCACCUUUGUCGAGGCGGCAGACUUCACACUCUCUGUCCCCUGCUUCAACGUGACUGCCGAAGACUUUGUUGGGGGCGUCGAGACUACGACUGUAUCUCCAUCCGCCACUGCUACCUCCACAACUAGCCCCAGCACGAGCUCGUCGUCUUCAUCGUCUAGUGAUGGUCUCUCCACUGGCGCCAAGGCCGGUAUUGCCGUUGGAGUCAUUGUCGCUUCGCUUGCCAUUGUCGGGGCCUUUGCCUUUGCGUUCCUCCGCAAGAGAAAGUCGCAGCAAGCUUCCGUUCUUCCGCAGACGUCCGAGGUACGCAAGGAUACCGCGUCGAUCGCCUCGGGUACCCGGGAGUAAAUGUCACGUCGGUUCAACGCGGCCAUAGCGGCUGUUACGAAAUCUAGAGUGGGCGUUUCCGAAAUACUUAGGAUGGAAGACGUCGUUUAUUUCUGUUAUACUUGGCAGGUAUUCGACUCGAUGGAUAUUUUUGAAUGUAAACCAUGAUAAUGAGAUGAGAUGUACUACAUGUUGUUUCCUUGUCAUGUCUUUAAGUCUGGGAUAACUGAUGUGGAACCCCAAAUUUGGUACCUCAUAUUUACUUCUCGGUCAUUGAUACUGGUACGCCGAA
Molecule: messenger RNA, 1550 nt
Organism: Truncatella angustata
Lineage: Eukaryota; Fungi; Ascomycota; Sordariomycetes; Amphisphaeriales; Sporocadaceae
Exons: 4
Coding region: 431-1279 (282 amino acids)
Source: RefSeq, a predicted model, not a curated record